This is a messenger RNA of Trachymyrmex cornetzi, 3633 nucleotides long. RefSeq lists its product as uncharacterized. The transcript has a single exon. Bases 1 to 3633 code for a protein of 1210 amino acids. Gene Ontology annotation, molecular function: zinc ion binding; nucleic acid binding. The record is from RefSeq and is a predicted model, not a curated record. NCBI's taxonomy places the organism in Eukaryota, Metazoa, Arthropoda, Insecta, Hymenoptera, Formicidae.
AUGGCGGAAUUGAAGAAGGCUAAAUUAACGCGAGCUCGAGUCAAAGGACAAGUGACGCGGAUUUUCAAUUAUAUCUCAACAGAACAAGGCAUCACAUAUCAACAAGCAGAGACCCGUUGUAAAAAACUGGAAGAAUUGUGGGCAGCGUUCAAUGAAAACCAACUACAACUGGAAGAAUUACGCAUAAAAGAAGAGGAACAAUUGGAAGAUGUGGUGAAAGAGGAAGAAGGAGAGAGAAUCGUCUUCGAAACCAUGUACUAUGAAGCAACAGACAAGGUACGCAGCGUCAUGGCAGAAACGCAACAAGCAGCAAAUUUAGUGGUAAUGCAAGAACAGCAAACGAAUAGGGAACAGCCUCCAGGUACGAUUAAUGUUAAAUUACCGACGCUAACCUUACCCGCGUUUGAUGGUGAGUACGAAAAAUGGAUGUCUUUCAAAGAUGCAUUUACGUCCUUGAUACAUGAUAAUCGAAAGUUAACGGCAGUUCAGAAAUUCCAAUAUCUGCGUAGUACGGUAAAGGGCGAAGCCUUACAAGUAAUUAGUGGACUGAAUACAACGAGCGAGAAUUAUGUAAUUGCUUGGGACCUUUUGAAGGGCCACUAUGAAAAUAAGAAAUUGAUUAUCAACAGUCAUUUGACAUGGUUAUUGGAAUUUCUGCAAAUUACAAAGGAUAAGCAUAAAACAUUGAAGCAGUUUAUAGUACAUAUUAGCACUCAUUUGAAAGCGUUAGAAGUGUUAGGACAACCCGUCAAUCAAUGGGAUGCUAUCAUUAUUUUUCUUGCUAGGAACAAGUUGGAUUUUCAUUCACAGCGUGAGUGGGAGGAUGUAGUCGGACAACAAGAACAAGAUCACAUGCCAACGGUAGAAGAAUUUCUUAAAUUCUUGCAGGAAAGAUGUCGAACAUUUGAGAUGUUGAACAGUGGAAAGGUUAAACAGGAGCCUACAACACAAGAUAACACCAGUAAGAAGGUUGAGAAGCGAGUAGCGUUGGCAGUCACUACGCAAGCAUGUCCGAUUUGUCAGGAAAAGCAUCACAUUUCUAAUUGCGAGGAAUUCUUAAAAAGAUCGGUUCAGGAUCGAAAGGCAGAGGUAAGAAAGAAACAGCUGUGUAUUAACUGUCUAAGAGCAGGGCACUAUGUAAAAGAAUGUAGGUCUUCAAGUUGCCGUAAGUGUUCCAAGGCGCAUAACACGCUGUUGCACAUAGAUCAGGCGAGCGCACAGUCAGAGUCUGUCGCGAACCCUGAUACGCAAUCAUCAGAAGAAACAGAGAAAUCGACGACUACCCACUGUAAUUUUGUUCAUUGCAUGAAUCAAGCGGAUGAUUCUACACAGAAUAAUGUAGCAUUAACAAAUAGUAACAAGUCAAGUUCACAUUCACUAAUAUUACUAGCCACAGCUCAAGUGUACGUUCGCGAUGCUCAAGGGAAGCAGCAACAAUGUAGAGUUUUGCUAGAUCCGGGUUCACAGUCGCAUUUAGUGAUGAAAGAAUUAGUUGAUAAAUUAAAACUGCCAUGCAAAAGAGCGAAUCAAAUCAUUAAUGGUGUCAUGCAGUGUUCGACGGAAAUUAGAUAUUCCACGAGUCUACAGAUCGAGUCCCGUCAUACCAACUUUAAAGUGCAGAUAGAUUGUUUGGUGCUUCCUACCAUAACAGAACGAUUGCCACAAGUCAAAUUAAACAAAGAAAACAUUAAGUUACCUGACGACGCUAGAAUAGCAGAUCCCUCCUUCAACAAGCCAGGUAAAAUAGACCUACUGAUAGGCGCUGGCUUAUUUUGGAAAUUAUUGUGUGUAGGUCAGAUACAAGGUGGCCGAGGGAAUCCUACGUGGCAAAAGACUCUUCUUGGAUGGGUAAUCGGAGGCGAGAUGGUGCACGCGAAUCCUAACAAAGCAUCAACGUCGCUAAUCACAACGAAUCAAGCUCUACAAGAACAAAUCGAGAGAUUUUGGAAACAAGAAGAUAUUCAAGAACCGCGCUUACUCAGCAAACAAGAAGGUUACUGUGAAGAGCAUUUUAUCAACACAUAUUCAAGAGAGUCGGAUGGAAGAUUCAUAGUUAGUUUGCCGAAGGAUUCUCAAAUUGCUCUCGGAGACUCACGGGAGACCGCGAUGAAGAGACUGCUCGCGCUAGAAAGAAGAUUUAAACGGCAGCCAGCCCUCAAAGAAGAAUAUGUUCGCUUCAUGGAAGAGUACAAGGAUAAGAGACACAUGAGUACGGCAUCUGGGGAUGUCGCUUCCAGCAAGAAGCCAUCGUACUUUAUACCACAUCAGCCUGUACUCCGGCCCGAAAGCACUAGCACAAAGCUCAGAGUAGUAUUCGACGCAUCAGCCAAGACAGACAACGGAAAGUCACUCAACGACAUGUUGCUGCCUGGACCUAAUUUGCAAAACAACUUGUUAUAUCUUAUGUUACGAUUCCGGACGCACUUGUACACAAUAAAUGCCGAUAUUGCAAUGAUGUUUCGGCAAAUAAGGAUAGUAAAGGAAGAUCGCAAUCUUCAGUUGAUCCUCUGGAGAUGUCAAGAAUCUGAACCGGUAGAGGUAUUCAGCUUAAAUACUGUCACAUAUGGAACCGCCUGUGCGCCCUAUUUGGCACAGUGUUGUUUGCAGAAACUAGCAGAAGAAGAGGGAGAAUCAUUCCCCCUUGCAAGGAAAGCACUUCAAUCGGAUUUUUACAUGGACGAUGUAAUCACUGGAUCCGACGAUCUUGAAGAAACUAUUAUGCUGCAGAAACAACUUAUGACAUUACUAGGAAAAGGUCAAUUUCCUUUGAGAAAAUGGAGAGCAAACAAUGAAAAGAUAUUGCAACAUUUGACAGUGGAUAGCAAGGCCGAUGAACUAUUGGUAUUAAACAAAGAAGAGCCUCUGAAGGCACUUGGAUUGCUAUGGGAUCAUAGAACAGAUCUCUUACACUGCAGUAUAAGGGAUAUGGACCUUCACCGAGCCACUAAACGCACAGUAUUAUCGGAAAUAUCAAAGAUUUACGAUCCAUUGGGACUUCUAUCGCCUGUACUUAUAGUCUCCAAAAUCCUCAUGCAAAGGCUUUGGUCCUUAGAUGUUGGCUGGGACGAAAGCCUGCCGCAAGAUCUAUACACGCAAUGGAAGAGUUAUCGUUCAUCUCUAAACCAAUUACAGGAGAUAAGGGUUUCUCGUUGUGUAAAGGAAGGCAACGCAAAGGCGAAAUUUGAUUUACAUCGAUUCGGAGACGCCUCCAAGAAGGCCUACGGCGCAUGUAUCUAUGCAGUCAGCAAGGACGUGGAUGGUAAUUUACAUUCAAGACUUUUAUGCGCCAAGUCAAGGGUAGCUCCCUUAAAGACAAUAACCAUUGCAAGGUUGGAGCUGUGUGCGGCACUACUAGUGGCUCAGCUGUGUCACGAAGUACAAGAGGCAUUAGGCGAAGCAACCAACAAUAUUCACAUGUGGACAGACUCCAUGAUUGUGCUGGGAUGGAUAGAAGCCUGCCCCAGCACCUUAAAGACCUUUGUGGCCAAUAGGAUAUCGAAAAUACAACAGCUCUCGGCGAAAGAUUCGUGGCAUCAUGUGGCGUCUGGCGAUAAUCCUGCAGAUAUCCUGUCGAGAGGAACCACUACUCAGCAACUAAAGGAUAACAGCCUAUGGUGGCAUGGACCCAGAUGA